Molecule: messenger RNA, 1740 nt
Organism: Suillus paluster
Lineage: Eukaryota; Fungi; Basidiomycota; Agaricomycetes; Boletales; Suillaceae
Product: glycoside hydrolase family 9 protein
Exons: 10
Coding region: 1-1740 (579 amino acids)
Biological process (GO): carbohydrate metabolic process
Molecular function (GO): hydrolase activity, hydrolyzing O-glycosyl compounds
Source: RefSeq, a predicted model, not a curated record
AUGUGGACGGUUCUCCUCCUUCUCCUUGCAUCUUGGCAAGCAUUUGCCCAAGUUCCUCUUCCUCAACCCCCUUUCCUCCCUCAAAACGCUUCAGAUGGCGCGUCUCCAUCCUCUGCAGGUAUCCCCAAUUCACAAUGGUCUUCGCUACUUGGAAAUCUGCUUUAUUUCUAUGAAGCCCAACGCAGUGGCAAGUUACCCAGCACAAACCGCGUCAAGUGGCGAAACGACAGUGCCCUCACAGAUGGGCAGGACGUCAAGUUGGAUUUGACUGGUGGCUACUAUGAUGCGGGUGACUAUAUCAAAUGCACUUUCCCUCUGUCAGCCACCGUGAUGUCAAUAUGUUGGGGUGCAACGGACUUUGGAAAAGGAUACGAUUUAGCAAAUCAAACGCCGUACCUUGAUGACAUGCUCCGAUGGAGUCUUGACUGGCUCAUCAAAGCCCACGCUGCUAACAAUACCUUGUAUGUCCAGAUAGCUAAUGAAGACCUUGACAAUGCAUACUGGGGAGGCGAUCGAGACAUUCCUUUGCCGCGUCCUUCAUAUCAAAUCAACGACACUAGUCCUGGGACGGACGCUGCUGCAGGAGCCGCGGCAGCUUUCGCGGCUUGCUCCAAUCUCUACUCCAACCGCGUCUUCUCGAACUCUUAUUCUGGUCCAGCUACGCUUCAAAAUGCAACUUACGCCGCAACCCUUCUCGAACAUGCCCAACAACUUUUCACGUUUGCCACUAGUGCCUCUGGUGGACAGAAAGUAUACCAGGAUUCCGUGCCUGAGGUCGCAGCGUAUAAUUCGUCCGGAUACGGGGAUGAGCUUGCCAUUGCUGCGCUCUUCUUGUCUUGGGCAACUAACUCCUCUUCGUUGUACCAAGAAGCUCAGGGUUACUGGCAGCAAUAUAGCCUCAGCAGCUAUGAAGGAGUAUUCAACUGGGAUACCAAGACACCUGGCCUGCCUGUCCUUUUUGCACAGAUCGCACAAGCAAACCCAAGUUUCGGCGGCAACGCCUCCACUUGGCAAACUGUGGCUGAGAAUUACUUCGAUAGGAUAGUUUACGGCGAUGGACCAGGAUACCAAACUCAUGGCGGGCUGCUAUACUAUGGUGGCGACUCCGAUGAGGCUAGCUUAAACCCAGCGCUGAACGCCGCUAUGCUGUUAACGCGAUAUGUGCCACUGGCCUCGACCCAAAGCAGGAGAAAUGAUUAUUUGAACUAUGCCAAAGCCCAAGUCAACUAUGCUCUGGGCAACAAUCCAAUGCAAGCACCUUAUAUCGUCGGUGCCAAUCCCAAUUCGCCUCAAAAUCCCCACUCCGCAAUGGCGAGUGGUGGCAGUAACAUUAGCGAUAUCAAUACUUCCCCGCCCCAAGAAGCUUAUAUCCUUUAUGGUGCUGUUGUCGGUGGUCCAGACAAGUACGAUCGUUUCUUCGACAUCCGUGGCGACUGGCCUGAAACUGAGGUUGCACUUGACUACAAUGCACCGAUGCUCACGCUCGCCGCGAUGCACGUGCUCAACGACACCGCCGACCCAUUCUACACAUCGCUGAAAGCAGGUGCCUAUGACUCCAAUAAACCACAGGGCAUGCCCUGUGAUGCUGCAUAUACUGAGGGAUGCGGUGGUCCACAGCUCAGCCAGGGUGGUCAAAUUGCUCUUGGGGUCAUUCCCGGCGCCACUGGCUUCGCCAUCGUCUGCCUUCUUGGAUGGUGGGGGAUGCUCUCCCUCAAGAGAGAACACGACCUCCUUUACUGA